AUGGCCGUACAGGAACCGACCAGACUGCAGAGCUAUGUUGGCUUCGAUACGAUCACACGCCAGAUUGAGCAAAAGCUACUCAAGCGAGGUUUCCAGUUCAAUGUCAUACUCGUCGGCCAAACAGGCUUAGGCAAGUCAACGCUGCUCAACACGCUCUUUGCAAGCCAUCUGCUCGACUCGAAAGCUCGACUCGAGGUGGACGAGCCUAUCCGUCAGACGACAGAGAUCCAAUCUGUCUCGCACAUCGUUCAAGAAAACAAUGUCACAUUAAGACUGAACAUUGUCGACACGCCCGGUUUCGGCGACCUUGUCAACAAUGAAGGCUGCUGGGACAGCAUCAUCAAGUACAUCAAGGAUCAGCACUCGUCCUACCUCCGCAAAGAGCUCACGGCCAUGCGCGACCGCCAUAUCCAGGACACGCGAAUCCAUGCCUGUCUCUACUUCAUCGCGCCCACCGGUCACGCUCUCAAACCGAUUGAUACGAUCGUCAUGAAGCGAUUGAGCGAGAUUGUCAAUGUCAUUCCGGUCAUUGCCAAGUCGGACUCGCUUACGCUCGAAGAACGCGAAGUGUUCAAGCAACGCAUCAGAGCCGAGCUGGCUCAUCACAAGAUCAGACUGUAUCCUUUUGACUCUGAAGAUCUUGACGAGUCAGAAGUCCAGCUGAAUGAAUACAUCAGGAACAUGGCGCCCUUUGCCGUCGUCGGCUCAGAGCGCAGUGUGAUCAUCAACGGCAAGACUGUUCGAGGUCGCAAGAACAGAUGGGGCAUCGUCAACGUCGAAGACGAAGCGCAUUGCGAAUUCAAUUAUCUGCGCAACUUUCUUACGAGGACGCAUCUACAGGAUCUCAUCGAGACAACAGCACAGAUCCAUUACGAGGCAUUCAGGAGCAAACAGCUUCUCGCGCUCAAGGAGUCGAGCGCGAACAAGCAACAAGCUCAGAACGCAUAG
Messenger RNA from Mixia osmundae IAM 14324, 948 nucleotides. RefSeq lists its product as uncharacterized. Gene Ontology annotation, biological process: cytoskeleton-dependent cytokinesis. Bases 1 to 948 code for a protein of 315 amino acids. Gene Ontology annotation, cellular component: septin ring; septin complex; cell division site. The transcript has 9 exons. The record is from RefSeq and is a predicted model, not a curated record. NCBI's taxonomy places the organism in Eukaryota, Fungi, Basidiomycota, Mixiomycetes, Mixiales, Mixiaceae. Gene Ontology annotation, molecular function: molecular adaptor activity; GTPase activity; GTP binding.